Molecule: messenger RNA, 300 nt
Organism: Blumeria graminis f. sp. triticale
Lineage: Eukaryota; Fungi; Ascomycota; Leotiomycetes; Helotiales; Erysiphaceae
Source: the annotation of a GenBank genome assembly
AUGGUUCUACGCAUCCGUCUCGCGCGCUUCGGUCGCCGUCGCAAUCCCAUAUACAAUAUUGUGGUUGCACAAGCUCGCUCGGCCCGCAACAGCAAACCGCUAGAAGUUCUCGGCACUUACGACCCUCUGCUCAAGACGACGCCGUAUGGCAGCGAUGCCCGCUUCAAAGAUGUUAAACUUGACUCAGCCCGCGCCCAGUACUGGCUCGGUGUCGGCGCCCAGCCUAGUGAUCCAGUGUGGCGUCUGCUUUCUAUGGCUGGCCUCAUGCAGCCCAAAUUCCGCCCCUCAGAUCGUGCUUAG